Osmerus eperlanus (European smelt) is the source of this 2210-nucleotide messenger RNA. RefSeq names its product interleukin-6 receptor subunit beta. Gene Ontology annotation, biological process: cytokine-mediated signaling pathway. Lineage: Eukaryota; Metazoa; Chordata; Actinopteri; Osmeriformes; Osmeridae. Gene Ontology annotation, molecular function: cytokine binding; cytokine receptor activity. The transcript has 16 exons. The record is from RefSeq and is a predicted model, not a curated record. Gene Ontology annotation, cellular component: external side of plasma membrane; signaling receptor complex. The coding region runs from base 1 to 2106 and encodes 701 amino acids.
AUGGGGCCCAAAAUGAAGACCUCCUGUCAGAGCAAUGGGCCGUCUGAAACAUGUCACCCUUGUGAGUUGACCUUGCAGGCAAAGGACCUGAAGUUGUGUGAUAAUAAGUGUAUCUGUGUCAGCGACCUCAGAGACUGUGAGGCCGACUCUUCUCAAUAUAACCCUGUAUCCCUGAACAUCUCUUGCUAUUUGAAUGACCUGUGCCUCCUGUCCUACUCUUGGAAUCCCGAGUUGGUCAACUGUGAGGACACCACCUACUCUUUCAUCCUAAAUUUCAGUACCGAGAGGCAUCAUUGCCCGGGGGUUUUAAACGGGUUUGCAAAUUUCAACCUCACACUCCGACGGAGGGGCCGGCAGCUGGGGGAUAAGGGCUGGUUCGGGCCACAUCUUGUGGACAUGGUUCAUGCAGUGAAGGCUCCUGUUCCAACUAUCACAACAGUAAAAAGUUCGGAUGAUUCUCUGUCUAUGUCUUGGACUGGCGACAUAGGACACGAGAAAUGUCAGGUCCGCUACCGAGUCAGCACCGACCACUCAUGGACCCAGGUACCAGAAGAUGUCCCUGUGAAUUAUGGUCAAAGCGUAGACUAUGUGAUAAAAGGCCUUCAGCCCUACACAAACUACUGUGUCAGUUUGGUGUGUGUUGGGGAGACUGGGCAACCGAGCGAAUGGAGCGAUGAGAUUCCAGUCAUGACGCUGGAAAGGGCUCCCUCUAAAGGCCUGGAGGUUUGUUACCACUUGAGGCCACCAUCCUCAUCUAGUAGACAUCAUCAUCUGAUCCUGAUGUGGAAGGCUCUUAACAUGCAUGAGGCUACAGGUCGUAUCCUGGGAUACCGGGUGGCCUACACAUCGAGGACAGACGGUGGUGGCCUGUCCCAGAACGUGACCUUUAACACCACAGAGAUGAAGACAGAGCUGAAUGUGUGGGAGCAGGAGGGGGAGGUCACUGUAACAGCUUUUAACAGCGCUGGCUCCUCCCCUCCCUCCCUUCUCCGCAUCCAUCCCCUACCUCCACAGGCUAUGUCAACGGUGAGGAGUCUGUGGGUGAGGUCUCGAGGGGACUUCCUGGUGGUUCAGUGGGACAACUCCUCCCUGCCUGUCAGUGGGUUUGCCAUAGAGUGGACCUCCCACACAAACCCUGAAUCUAAGCACUGGAGGUGGGUGGAUGGACACAGCAGGUCUGCCGACUUGACAGAACACAUCCUUCCUCUGCAGACCUACACGGUUAGCAUCUACCCCAUCUACCACAGUCUGUGUGGCCCUCCACAGUCACUUCCUGUCGGCUUGGAGCAUGGAGUUCACUCAAAGCCCGACAAAUUACACAUCGUUGUGACUGGUGACGUCGUGACCGCAGGGUGGGAAUGGGUGAUGGACGGGUCCCACAUCAGAGUGGACGGGUACAGACUGGAACUGAGACACGGGAGGCAGGAACAAGUGUUCCCCGUGUGGCCUGAUGUAAGGCAACACACCUUCCCUAAACUUCAACCCCACACCACAUACUCAGUUCACCUGCUGGCAGACAACCUCACACAAAACAUUAUCACAUUUACUGUUGUAGGUUAUCUAGAGGCCAUUGCUACAGCAACCUCGCUAAUCUCCUUGAGUCUGGUUCUGGGACUGUUUGCCAUUUUGUACAAAACUCUAUACAAGGACUAUAUCCUGUCCCAAGUAGCUAACCCUCAGGCCAGUCAGUUAGGCCAGUGGCUGUUGAAGCCUCAUACAGAGGAAGUUGUAGAGAAGAACAUCCUGAAGCUAGAAGACUUCCUGGUCACAGACCUCCAAGUAGGAAGGUGUUUUACCGAGCCGGAUCCAGAAUCCCCAUGUCCCAGCGAGGAAGAAGACAAAAGCACAUGCUUCAUUCUCUCUCUACCUCGCAACGAAAGCACUGGUCCGGCCAUACUGCUGUGCUGCUCUGGCUGUGAGGAGAGUUUCAUCGGAAGACUGGAGAGUUCCAGAGUUCCAUCGGAAAACUCCCAGAUCAAAUCCACCCUGGGCUGCUGUCCCGGCUGCAUCCAGACCUGGGCCCCUCCAAGGCUGGUCUUCACAGUGGGCAACACUAUUGAAUGUGACAAUGACUAUAUAGUGAACACCUUCGCUGUGCAACACUGAAAGCUGGCUGGGCUAUCCAAUUGAUGAUGCAAAACUGCCAUAUGAAUAGAUGUAUCUAGUUUGUAAAAUACUUAAAACAUAAUAAAUCUGAAGCUACCUGACAA